Conger conger (European conger) is the source of this 6021-nucleotide messenger RNA. Its product is annotated as chromodomain Y-like protein. The transcript has 7 exons. The record is from RefSeq and is a predicted model, not a curated record. Gene Ontology annotation, cellular component: nucleus. NCBI's taxonomy places the organism in Eukaryota, Metazoa, Chordata, Actinopteri, Anguilliformes, Congridae. Gene Ontology annotation, molecular function: transcription corepressor activity. The coding region runs from base 379 to 2121 and encodes 580 amino acids.
GUGUGUUGUAAAGUGGGGGAGCUCGACGGAGCAAACACGCAGUCGGCUUUGCGCAUAAUUACAGUGGCAUUUACGGUAGCUACGAGAGUCUGAGUAGUAGAAACGAGAGCUCCGAGCAGGCUAACCCAGAGAUUGAGCAAGGAAGAGGGAGAAAGACCAACAGCCUAGUGAGUGUUCAGAGAGUGAACGUACGAGAGGGGGCGAGUAUACAACGCAAAAAUAGUGACCAAAAGAGUAGGUGAACUAGCGAGAGGGAAAGGAGGAGGAAGGAAAGGCCAGCGAUAACUAGCUUGCUAGCUAUUUUGCUGUCUCGACAACUGAAAGGAAAGAGUGUCUCUCCAACAACCGGAAUAAACAUAGGAAAUAUAUCCUUUCGGAAUGGCCCCGGAGGAGCUGUACGAGGUAGAAAAAAUAGUUGACAAGAGGAAAAACAAAAAGGGGAGGGUGGAGUACUUGGUGCACUGGAGAGGCUUCGGGUUCGAGGACGAUACCUGGGAGCCAGAGACGCACCUGGCCAACUGCGUGGAGUUCAUCCAUGAGUACAACCGUCUGAACAGCGACCGCCGGGUCGGCACCUUCCUACGUUCCACACGCAGCUCCCCUAGCUAUGGGCACGGCACGGCUAACAACGCCCGCAAGCAGAUCUGCCGGCCGCUGUCACACACCAGCGGGAACGCUCUGCCGAAGGUAGUCGGCCCCUCCGCCGUUACCGCCGGCAUGCCCGCCGUAGCUAAGCGACAACAGCUGUCGCUCGGCCCCAGGGACACAGACACUAAAGCGGACCCUCAGCUGCUUCUCUCCAGCCAAAAGUACAAAGUACGCGCCAACAACAGCAGCGGCAUCGUCGCGGGAAUGGCGGUCGCCCACCCCAUAGGUACCGGGCGGAGGAGUAUGGAACUGACCAAGUCCAGGAUUAAAAUUCUGGUGCCCAAGAGCCCCAUGAAGAGCCGGACGGAGGUGGAGGAGUCCCCCAGCGAGGCGGCCCACAGCCUGGAGACGGCCGAGCAGGGGCCGGACUCCGUACCCCCCGAGGUGGCCCUGCUAGAGAAGCCCCCAGGGGCCCUUCUGGGGCCUGGGGAUGAGAGGGCACGCAUGGGGACCCGCCCAAGGAUGCAGACCAUCCUUCCGCCUCCGCAGGUCCCCAUCACGCCAGCUGCUGUGCUCACUCUCAACGGCAAAGGGACAGGCACAUUGAUGGAAGCCCUGGUAGCCAACGGGACCGCUAGCCUGCAGAGUGCAGUGGGCAGUGUCUCUGGGGUGCCCGGGAAGCGGCGCUUCGAGGAGCGCUCGACCUUCGACAAGCGGCUGCGCUUCAGCGUACGGCAGACGGAGAGCGCGUACCGCUACCGGGACAUCGUGGUGAAGAAGCAGGACGGCUUCACGCACAUCCUGCUCUCUACCAAGACCUCUGAGAACAACUCCCUCAACCCUGAUGUGAUGAAGGAGGUGCAAAGUGCACUGGCCACGGCGGCGUCGGAUGACAGUAAACUGGUUUUGCUGAGCGCGGUGGGCAGCGUCUUCUGCUUCGGCCUGGACUUCAUCUACUUCAUCCGCCGGCUCACCGACGACAGGAAGAAAGAAAGCGUCAAGAUGGCGGACUCCAUUAGGACGUUUGUGAACACCUUCAUCCAGUUCAAGAAGCCCAUCAUCGUGGCUGUGAACGGCCCGGCGGUGGGCCUGGGGGCCUCCAUCCUGCCGCUGUGUGACGUGGUCUGGGCCAACGAGAAGGCCUGGUUCCAGACACCCUACACCACCUUCGGACAGACGCCCGACGCCUGCUCCUCGCUCACCUUUCAGCGCGUCAUGGGCGUGGUCUCCGCCAACGAGAUGCUGCUGAGCGGGCGCAAGCUGACGGCCCAGGAGGCCUGCGCCAAGGGCCUGGUGUCCCAGGUGUUCUGGCCGGGGACGUUCACUCAGGAGGUGAUGGUGCGCAUUAGGGAGCUUGUCUCUUGUAAUUCAGUUGUUCUGCGGGAGUCCAAAGCCUUGGUGUGCAGCACCGGCAGGGCUGCCCUAGAGCAGGCCAACGAGCGGGAGUGCGAGGUCCUGAAGAGGGUUUGGGGAUCGCCGCAAGGCAUGGACUCCAUCUUGAAGUACCUACAGAAGAAGAUCGACGAGUUCUAGGCACUCGUCGUUGUUCCUUGGCGAACGAGCACGGCAACACCUACGCACUCACGCAAGCCUGGAGGAAGCCCGGCUUCCCUGGAAGAUUGGACCCUGUGCGAAACUGUAUGAAUAUACGUCUCUGCGUGUUGCAUGUAGAUCCUUUCCCGGGUCUACUGGACAACUUGUGUUGAAACGGAUGUAUGAAGUCGGGAGGUAUGGCAACGGGGGGUGUACUUUGGAACGCGUUUGACUGCUCAGAACUGAUCGGCGUCCCUGUUUCUGUUCCACAGCUCCACCUCUGUGUCUCAUGAGCUUUACUUAAACACGAUGACCUGCUGUGGUGGCCCCGCCCAGCAAAAUUGAAGUGUGCCACUAUUUGGAGGGGACAGGCUAAAAGUGUCUUGGCCAAAUAAGGUUCUGUGUAUAUAUACAGUAUAUUCAAUUAAGAUAAACAAGCCUUAUUGAUAAUGUUCAUAUUGUACAAACCUGUAGACAAGUAAUAUGUAAAAUUUGUUGGUAACAAUGACUGGCCGCGGAGGCCGUGAAGGAAGCCGAGCUGCCAGACUGUCGCUAUGGCAGCAGAAGGCUUUGAAGAAGAAAUUGAGCUCAAUAUCUACACUGGCACAUCCAUUGGAGUUGACUUGGUGAACUUUUCCAGACAAGCAUUUUUCUUUCUUCCACGCAUGAAGAUGCUCGUAGCAGAACUCCACACAUCACCUAUGGCAGUAUUAGAGCUAAUCAAGACAAAUACAUCUGGUUUGCUAAACCUGGGAACAUUUUUUUCAAGUUCAAUAAUUUGUGGUCAAAUUUUUUUUUUUUUCUCGUGGGUUACAACAUGCUCAUUUACAAGAAUGAAAACUGCAGAGGUGUGUGUUGAGUGAGUGAGUGCGCACAAUUUAUCUAUUAUUUUUAGACUGACUAGCUUAUGCCAAAUAUUUAGUAUUGUUAAGCGAAAUGUGGUUUUGGUUCACUGUAUUCUAAAUAUUCUAAUUUAAUAAGUUAAAAGCCUAAAAAAGCCUUCAAAGAAAAGUGAGCCAAAGGAGAAUAUUCCUUUGCUUUUUGAUAUAAAGAAUUUUUUGUUUGUACUGUCUUAGCGAGGGUUGCAAAUGAUUGAGCAAGGUUCAAAGUGAGGCAGUCUGCCAGGGUAUCCCAGUGUGCAAUGUGCAUAUUGGUUUUUGUUUAAUCCUGGCUCCUGUCAUGUUUGAUCAAAUCUUCAGCAUUUUUCCAAACAUUUAUGGAGUCCCUCACGAAAAGUGCACCUUGCUCACACUUGUGUUUUAGAGACCUGUGUCUAAGCAACUGUAACCAACACCUCAAAACCAGCUGACAUGAUGGGCCUUGCCAAGGAGUAGAACACACUGCCCCACUACACUAAGGUCAAAUUGAACAUUUUAUUUGUUUUUCUGUUAAUGACAACACUACAUUGUCUAAUAUAUUGUGUAACAGAGUAGUAAGCAAAGAAAGCCUGAUGUGACCCAUUUCAUGUUAUUUACAAAUGUUUGCUCUCUAAAUAGGUACUUUUUAUAUUGAAAUUUGCCCGAACAUAAUAAAUGGACAGUGACACAUUUUUGUUAUUUUGGUUCAGUAUUAUAGCACUUUGAGUUUGAAAGGAUACAAUGACAUAAUUUGUGGAUAACUUCAUCCAUAUCAGAUGAAACUUUUAGAAAUUAUGGAACCUUUUGCACUUUGUCUUUUUGCAUGAUGAAGUGCCAUCCAAUAAGUUUUAUCUGCUGAUAAAAUAUUUCUGUAGACUCCAGAAUUCAAUGUUCUACUUCUGUCUGCAGUCACAUCAUCGAUGAAGACAAGUGAGCUCGUUCCAGUGGCAGCCAUACAGGCCCAAGCCAUAACACGAAUGAUGUGGUUUGCGUUGGAUUAUGGGCAUUUCCUUUUUUUCAUCCACAUGUUCCUCUUUCAAUCACUCUGGUACAUGUUAAUCUUCCUUGUCUCAUUUGUCCACAAGACUUUGUUCCAGAACUCUUGGGGAUCUUUUAGGUGCUUUUUAGCAAACCGUAAUCUCGCCUUUCUGUUCUUCAGGCUUAUUAGUGCUUUGCAUCUUGUAGUGUACUCUCUAUAGUCCUGCUGGUGUAGUCUUCUACAUAUGAUCGACUUUGACACAUCUACACCUGCGUCCAGCCAUUAUCAGGGGUUUUCCUCACCAUAGUGUUCUUCGGUCAUCCACUACGGUGUUCUUCCUUUGUCUACCAGGUCUUUUGCCAGAAUUGAGUUCACUAGUUUUUUUUUGUUAAUAAUGAACCAAACUGUUAACUUGGGCAUGCCCAGGGUUUUUGCAAUGUUCCUGAUGGAUUGUUCUUCAUUUCUGAACCUUAUGAUGGCCAGCUUAAUUUGCAUUGAAAGAUGUCUUCCUCAUGUUGUCACACACCGACAACAAUCUCCAAAGGCAAUUGCAAAGUCUAGAAUCAAGACUAGAUAUUACCAGGUCUCUUCUGCAUUCACUAACAACACAAAUGAAACAUAUCUGUAAAGCCAAUUCAACAAAUACUUGUAGUCCUAUAAAAUGGGGGGACCAUGUACAAAAGGUGCUGUCAUUUCUCAACCCAAAGCUGAGUCUGUAUUUGAAUCUCAUUGUCAUCAUAUCCUUUCAAACUCAUAAAAUGCUAGAGUAUGGAACCAAAAUAACCAAAAAAUGUGUCACUGUUCAAUGAAUUAUGGUUCCCGCUGUAAAAGUGAUUUGCUGGAAAUUUUGUCAAGGGGACUGGCCUGAAACCUGAGGUGGCUGCUAACUGAAGUGAAAAAUGGGACCGUUGGACUGUUGGAGUUAAUACUGUGGUCUUCCUCAUAGGGUGAAUUGCAAUAUGAGAUGUGGGACUAAACUGUCCAUUAAAAAUUAACAACAGAAAAAGUUAAUCUAUUAUCCCUUAUGAAGUUUUUGCUCCAGGUCUAAGCAUUGCGUUCCCUCUGUUACAUGAAUCACCACAAACAAAAUUAACUCCUGAUGAAUUCUCAAAACAGGCACAUCCCAACAUUCUCUGUGGUCCUGCUCUCACAAUUUGUGGUCAACUUAAAUCUGAUGUUGAGAAAUGUGAAUUCUGAAGGUGCGAUCAGGAUUCUGGGUCUAGCUGUGAAGAUUCAGUCCAUUCGAGCUUAAAAUUCCCAUUUCUUUCUGGGAGCCAUUUUGUGUACUCUAUACUGCUGCUCUUACGGCCGCAAAUGUGCCAUAAUGAGACAUGAAAUACGUUAAAUGUGAUUGACCAUGCUCCCUUCAGGUAUCCUGGAGGAUGCAGUGAAAUGAGGUUUAUAAAGAAAUGAAAUAGAUACAGGCAUUCCCUGUAGUGCAGUCGCACAUACUAGUUAAUGACCACAGCCUCAGGAGCAAGUCUACACAUACAACUUAGUGAAAGCUCUCCUUAGACCAACUGUUGACUCACUAAAAUGAACUGCAGGUGUAACCAAUUUUGGUUACAUGUCAAAUGCCUCAGUUUGGCAAGUCAUCUCACAAUUAGUAGCACAUGGUUGUCACCUUUUCUCUACUGUAUUCAAACUGGAAAAUUGUUCAUGUAAAGAUAACCACAUUUGUAACAGACUUUGCAGAGGUGUAUUUUUAAUGUCCUUGAAAGAAGAAAUGCCAAAAUGUCAUAUUGAGCCGUUGUUGCUGAUGGUAUUCCAAGGGGUUUAUGUUACAUAAGCUUUUCUCUUGGAAUUGCAUCUUAUUUUUGUACAGAAAAACUGGCUGACCCCCUCAGACAACUGCCAACAGCUGAAUCACCCCCCUAAGAGAACUGAACUGUGUAUAUACCUGCUUUUAGUUUGAACUCUAGGUACAGUAUUUUUACAUCUGUGGGACCCAUUUUAUGUUGUAGUCUAUGAACUAUAUAUAUUAUAAAAUCUGUAAAGUUUUUAUAGAUUGAUAACAUAUAUUCCGCUGUGAAAAAUGGUAAAUAAAAUGGGUUUUGUACAUCA